Coregonus clupeaformis (lake whitefish) is the source of this 960-nucleotide messenger RNA. RefSeq names its product succinate receptor 1-like. The record is from RefSeq and is a predicted model, not a curated record. Bases 1 to 960 code for a protein of 319 amino acids. The transcript is spliced from 2 exons. Gene Ontology annotation, molecular function: G protein-coupled receptor activity. NCBI's taxonomy places the organism in Eukaryota, Metazoa, Chordata, Actinopteri, Salmoniformes, Salmonidae. Gene Ontology annotation, biological process: G protein-coupled receptor signaling pathway. Gene Ontology annotation, cellular component: plasma membrane.
AUGCCGGUGUUUAACUGUACAGUGCAAAAUGACCUCCUGUUGAAGUACUACCUGACACCUGCCUACGCCCUGGAGUUUGCCCUGGGUUUCCCCAGCAACCUGCUGGUGGUCCUGGGCUAUGUGUUCUGCCUGCCAGAGUGGAAGAGCACCAAUGUUUACCUGUUCAACCUGGCUGUCUCUGACCUAAUCUUUCUGUGCACGCUGCCACGUCUCUCCUACCUGUACGCCUACUCCCAAUCAGAAGACUGCAACUUCGGCUGCAUCAUCAACCGCUACAUCCUCCACACCAACCUCUACUCCUCCAUCCUUUUCAUGGUGUGGGUCAGCAUGGACCGCUUCCUGCUCAUACGACACCCAUCACGACAUCACUUCCUGUUGACCCAGAGGGCAGCCCUCUGCUUGUCUAUCGUGACCUGGGUGGCAGUUAACAUCCAGGUGGCCCCCCUCAUCUUCUUCAUGGUCCAGGACAUGCAGAAAGAGAACUUGACCUUAUGUCAGGACUUUGGCAGCCUGGGGGAUGUGGAGAACAUGCUGGGAUACAGUCUGGGCCUGACAGUGACUGGAUACCUGCUGCCUCUGCUGGGGCUUGGCCUCUUCUCCUACCACAUCAGCUGGCUCCUCCGUGCCCACGAGGAAGUGAUACAGGGCAGCGGGACAUCGUUCCGCCGGCCCGUACGGGUUGUCACUGCUGUAGCGGCCAUGUUUCUGGUACUGUACCUACCCUAUCAUGUGAUGAGGAAUGUGAGGAUAGCGUCGCGGCAUCCCUGGGCAGGGAUGCAUAGGUGCUCCAUGGUGUAUAUAGAGAGUGUAUACAUCCUGAGCAGGCCAGUGGCGUUCCUUCAUAGUGCUAUUAACCCUGUGUUCUACUUCUUCAUGGGAGACAAGUUCAGAGAGCUCCUAUUGGCCAAGAUCAGAGGCUUGGUGAGAAGGAUAGAACAGAUGAGGGGGUCUGCAAUGUGA